CUACUGGUUGCCCCAGAAAAAUAUCAGAAAGCAUACUUUGAUAUUUUUGUAAACCAUGAAAUGCAAAAUGAGCUGCAACAGAGGUUCAGGCAUGACUAUAAAUGUCACGCCCGAGAGCAUGGAAAAGCAUUCCUAGCAAUGCCCAUGUGGAAUUUUCCUGCAGAAAAUUAAGCAGGAAGUGGAGAGCAAGGAUCUCUUCACUGCUGUUGACUAAACAUAUGCUGUCCAUAUGUUGGAUGCAUCAGCUAGCUGGGGCCAAGUAAAAGCUGCAAUAGCUUCAGCUUGCUUUUUCUGCAUUCCAGAAUGAGCACGGUAUCAUGGGUGCUAAAUUAAAGAAGAAGAAACACAAGGAGACAGGCAGUCAUGCAGGGGUGAAUCCAUUUCGGAAGUGAUGGUGGUAAUUCAAGAAAUCUUUAGUGAUGGCUUCAGGCUUCACUUCCCAGACCUUUGUUCUUUCAAGCAAAGUUUAUUCUUUCACAUGAUGGACUCUGUUAACCAUACACACACAAAGUUCUUGUAUAACUAACCUGAACCCUUCGACUUUAAAUGCUCUGCCAAGUCCUUUACAAGCCCCCUUUCUCUUGAAGGAGAGGAUACAUUAUAGUCAGUAAUGGAGCAAAACAACAACAAUGUAGAAGAUUUCUCCUUGAAUGUUUUUUCUGUCACUCCUUGUCAACCAAACAGAUCUGAUGCCCUGGUGUCAGAUGGGGAUAAAGCUGGCACCACUCUGCUCUUUUCAGGUGUGUUUUUGGGACUGGUGGGGAUCACUUUCACUGUGAUGGGAUGGAUAAAAUAUGAUGGCAUUACUCACCUGGAGUGGACUCAGUUACUAGGGCCUAUUCUGCUGUCUGUCGGGGUGACUUUUAUUCUGAUUGCUGUUUGUAAAUUUAACAUGCUUACGUGCAAGCCCUGUAAAGAAAGAGAGGAAAAUACGUCGGAACUUGACCAGGCUGCAAGCGGACAGUCCUUUGUCUUCACUGGCAUUAACCAGCCUAUAACUUUCCACGGUGCCACAGUGGUACAGUACAUCCCUCCGCCAUACCCGUCCCAGGAAGGCGCUGCCGUCAGUCCCGGCCACCUGCGCCCAGGGCCCCGCUGCUGCGCUGCUGCUCCCCCCAGCACCUCGCCACUUCUCACCUCGGGCUCUCCUCACUUCUGCCCUGCCUACGCCCUGGACAACCUGGCUUUUACUGGAGAUGAGAGCUACACUGCUUAUGCUGCAGAGAAUUCCAGGAAUCAGAGGCCAGAAGACAGUUCUGAUGAACCAGAAGGACUGCUGGAAGACUAUGCCCGUAAUAACUUGUCACCUCCACGUUAUGAGGAAAUAUACCCUUUUUCUUCAUAA
Molecule: messenger RNA, 1345 nt
Organism: Melospiza georgiana
Lineage: Eukaryota; Metazoa; Chordata; Aves; Passeriformes; Passerellidae
Gene: TMEM174
Product: transmembrane protein 174
Exons: 2
Coding region: 611-1345 (244 amino acids)
Source: RefSeq, a predicted model, not a curated record